Juglans regia (Persian walnut) is the source of this 1987-nucleotide messenger RNA. RefSeq lists its product as uncharacterized. The record is from RefSeq and is a predicted model, not a curated record. The transcript has 9 exons. Lineage: Eukaryota; Viridiplantae; Streptophyta; Magnoliopsida; Fagales; Juglandaceae. The coding region runs from base 121 to 1827 and encodes 568 amino acids. Gene Ontology annotation, molecular function: DNA binding.
GAGGACACGAACUCCGUAGGCCAAGGAGGGAUUGCGACUGAGAGAGAGAGAGAGAGAGAGAGAGAGGGAGAGUCUGCAUAAUCGGAGUCCCAUUGUUAAGCAGGAAGAAAGAGUUGAAAAAUGAGGAAGUGUAAGAGAAAGCAAAGGGUUAACAAAGAGACCGAAACAGAGGAUUGGUGUUUCGUGUGCAAAGACGGUGGGCAGCUAAUCAUCUGCGAGUACGGGGAUUGCCUGAAAGUUUAUCAUCCUGGAUGUGUGGGAAAGGAUGAUUCACUGUUGGAUAAUGGAAAACGCUGGACUUGCAAUUGUCAUUCUUGCUUAAGAUGCCACAAAACCCCAAAGUUUCAUUGCUUCUGCUGUCCAAAUGCUGUAUGCGCUAGGUGCGUCAAUGCUGCCAACUUUGUUCCUGCUAGUGGGAAGAAUGGAUUCUGCUGCGAGUGUUUGGAGCUUGUUCUACUAGCAGAAGAAAAGGUGGAAUACGACUCUGAUGGGGGCAAGAUAGACUUUACAGACAGAGAUACAUACGAGUGCCUGUUCAAGGAAUAUUGGGAAAUCAUAAAGGAAAAAGAAGGACUGACUUUGGAUGAUAUCUAUACUGCAAAAGCUAAGAUUAAGAAGAGUGGAUAUUUCUCUAGUGGUUCUGGCUCUGUUAAAUUUGGUGAAGAUGAAGAAGAACUGAUGAUAUCUGAUUGUGAUAUGUAUGAUAUGGAAGAAUAUAAGCCAUUUUACCAAAGGAGGCAGCCCAAGGUGCUAGAGUUUUCAGGUUGGGGAUCAAAACCUUUAAUUGAAUUCCUCAAAUCCCUUGGUACAGAUACAACCAAACAGUUAUCACAAUAUGAUGUUGAUCGUAUCAUCUCUGAAUACAUUCGUGAAAACGACCUUCUUGACCCACAAAAUAGGAAGAAGGUUAUUUGUGAUGAAAAGCUGCGUGCUCUUUUAGGAAAGAAAUCAGUAUCUAAGAGGAGAAUACCUAAUCUUCUGGAUGCCCAUUUUGCUGAGAACUUGGUCCAAUCCGAAGACGAUGGAAUUGAGAAGGAAGAUAGAAGCAGUUUGGAAGACAAAAGUGAAAAUCUUAUGGUAGCAUGUCAGAGGCAGAGAACACUGAGCUCAGAUAAAAAAUCUGCAGAAGUGGAAGUUGAGAUUAUUAUGCAACAGACCGGUUAUGCAUCUAUUGUUGCUGAGAAUAUAAAUCUUGUCUACUUACGGAGGAGCUUAGUGGAGGAGCUAUUGAAGGACCAUGAAAAUUUUGAGGGCAAAGUAGUGGGAAGUUUUGUAAAAGUCAAAGCAGACCCCCGAGAUUAUCUGCAGAAAAAUUCUCACCAGCUUUUGCAAGUCACAGGCAUAAAAGAAACCUUAGCUGCUGGUAAAAUGAGCAGUGAAAUUCUCUUGCAAGCUUCCUGUGUACCAUUGGACAUUCACAUAUCUAUGCUGUCUGAUUCUGACUUCACUGAGGAGGAAUGUGAUGAAUUGCGGCAAAAAAUGAAUAGCAGCCUGCUUAGAAAACCUACUGUUGUGGAACUUGAACAGAAGGCCAGAAGUCUGCAUGCAGAUAUAAUGAAGCAGAGAAUUGAAAGAGAGCUGGUUUUGUUACAAAAUCAGAUAGAUCGGGCAAAUGAGAAGGGCUGGAGAAGAGAAUUAUAUCAAUUUCUUGACCGAAGAGAAUUACUCAAGAAGGCUUCUGAGCAGCAACGAUUGUUGAAUCAGCAGCCAAAAGUUCUUGCAGAAGUUGUAGAGGUCACAGGUUCUUCUGGAGACUUGUCUAAACAAGGAUUUCCUUGCUCUCCACAGUCGAUCCUUGCAUGGAAUCCCAAAACUCCUUGUACUUAAACCAUCUUUUUCUUUAAUUAGUGAAUGAUUUCUAGUAGUAUGUUUGCAACUAAAUCGAACUGAUUUGCAGAUUAAUUGUUCAAGAUUUGUUUGUUUAAUAUUUUGUUUAGAGUUGAAGCAAUGCUCGAUCUCUUCAUCAAAGUUAUGUUAUAUGUUUGAA